CGCGCCUUGUCUCUUCAGCGCUGCUUGGCAUUACUGGUCUAGAUAAGAGACAAGCACUGUCGAAUAUUCAACACACUGAUAUGCUUAUCGCACUGCAACCGAUAAUGACACACCAGCGAGGAGAAAAGAUAAGGGUAUUGAAGAAGCGCUCAGAGUUGAUCGAACUAUCGCCUCGCGGCCACUGGUACUUAAGAUACAUGACUUCUUGCACAGCGUUCUGUGUCCAUAUCUCUUUCUUCCUGUACCACAAAUCACGAAUUCGAAGGAGCCUCUGGCCACGCAAUGUCGGAAAUAUCAACCGUUCUUCCUCAAGGAGCGGGCUAUGGAGUCGUUGUCGGAAUCGGGCUCUUCUUUAGCGUUCUUAUGCUCGGCCUUACGGCCAUUCAAUCGCGCUAUACUCCCUUUAAGCCAUCUAAUAAUGAAGAAUUCAGUAGUGCAUCACGUAGCGUGAAGCCCGGCUUGAUCGCUUCUGGAAUUGUCUCGGCAUGGACAUGGGCCGCGACGCUACUCCAGUCUAGUGCGGUCGCUUAUAAAUACGGUAUUUCCGGUCCGUGGUGGUACGGGGCUGGUGCAACAAUCCAAGUUUUGCUCUUCGCGCAGCUCGCGGCCAAGAUGAAACUGAACGCCCCGAAUGCACACACAUGGCUGGAAAUUGUUGGUAAACGGUGGGGAACUGUUGCACACCUGGUCUUCAUGUUUUUCGGUCUUGCGACUAAUAUCAUUGUAUCAGCAAUGCUUAUACUCGGUGGCUCUGCUACGGUCACUGAUUUGACAGGAAUGAGUACUAUUGCGGCGUGUUUCCUUAUUCCUCUCGGAGUCGCGAUCUAUGUCGUAGCUGGGGGCAUGCGUGCGACCUUACUUUGUGAUUACACGCAUACUACGGUUCUCUUCGCCAUCAUUUUGACAUUUGUCUUCACCGUUUACGCAACGUCGCCGAAAAUUGGCUCUAUUGCAAAAAUGCACGUUCUUUUAACAAAUGCAUCUGAAAGAAUGCCCGUGUCGGGUAAUGCAGGUGGCUCUUACCUGACAGUGCGAUCAAAAAACGGGCUUAUUUUCGGCGUGAUAAAUAUAAUCGGUAACUUCGCGACGGUUUUCAAUGACCAAGCGUAUUGGCAGCGCGCAAUUGCAAGUCGUCCCGCCAGUUGUGUCAAGGCUUAUUUACUCGGUGGACUCGCUUGGUUUGCGAUCCCGUUUACGUUUGCAACAACGCUCGGGCUGGCCGCAGUUGCACUGCAAGGCGAUCCAGAUAUGCGUGUUCUAAGUGCCGCUGACGUGUCAGCUGGCUUACCCGCGCCCUCCGCGGCGGCGGCGUUGCUCGGUAAAUCGGGCGCUGCUGCAAUGCUCGUGCUACUCUUCUUGGCUGUCACCAGUGCGACGUCCGCUGAACUUAUCGCCGUCUCUAGUAUCUUGACCUACGAUGUCUACAGGAAAUACGUCAAUCCGCAAGCGACGGAGGUGCAAAUCUCCCGGGUGUCUCAUUGGAUGGUUGCAUUCUAUGCACUUGUCAUGGGCCUUGCGGGACUAAUCUUCUUUUAUAUUGGUGUGUCGAUGGGUUGGCUCUACACUUUCAUGGGCGUCAUUCUCGGCUCCGCAGUUUUUCCAGCAGCACUCUGCGUCACAUGGAGCAAAGCGAAUAAGUCUGGGUGCAUAGCUGGUGCCAUUGCGGGCUUCUGUGCGGGUAUCAUCGCUUGGUUGGUAACGACCUCCUCCCUCAACAAUGGUGUUAUCAAUGUUACGACUAGUGGAGGUGAUCUUGAGAUGCUAGCUGGAAAUCUGGCUUCAAUCGGCGUCAGCGGCAUUGUGGCCAUCGUAUCUUCUCUCAUAUUUCCUGAUAGCUUCGAUUUUCAUGCCACGCGCUCAAUUAAUUCGGUACCUACGCAUCAUGUCCACAAGGAAGAGAAAGGAUAUGAAAGCGGGAAUCGCAUCUCGCAGAAAGAAGGUUAUGUAGAUGAUAAAUCGCCGAUAGCGUCGCCAGUCGAAGUGCGGAGCGUGUCUGAGCGCGAGCACGUUGUAGGAGUUACAGAUACCGAUGAACUUGAGACUGCAGGGCUUAAAUCCGCUUUCCGGUUUGCAGCAUGGUCAUCUGUGAUUCUGCUCUUGGUAAUGAUCAUCCUCGUUCCUUUGCCGCUUUUCUUUGCCCAGACAAUUUUUGGUGUUCGAGGCUUCGAGGCGUGGGUUACCAUCGGAAUCAUUUGGACAUUCUGCUCUGCUUUCACCGUCGUGAUCUAUCCUUUGUAUGAAAGCCGCGAGGCGCUGUUCAUGGUAUCUCGAGGUGUCAUCAAGGACAUCUUUGGUGGGCAGGGCCGAUACGCGUCGCCUGCCGCGAAGGGUACUAACAAGGAUAGUGCUCCGUGUUAGAAGUCCGAGAUCCCCUCGGCCCAAAGUAGGCUGUGCCCUGAAGCCUUAUUAUAUAUUAUGAGACGGCAGAUACUAACGAACCUUGUUGUGC
Messenger RNA from Fomitiporia mediterranea MF3/22, 2449 nucleotides. Its product is annotated as urea transporter. The transcript is spliced from 18 exons. Lineage: Eukaryota; Fungi; Basidiomycota; Agaricomycetes; Hymenochaetales; Hymenochaetaceae. Bases 283 to 2358 code for a protein of 691 amino acids. Gene Ontology annotation, biological process: urea transmembrane transport. The record is from RefSeq and is a predicted model, not a curated record. Gene Ontology annotation, molecular function: urea transmembrane transporter activity. Gene Ontology annotation, cellular component: plasma membrane.